AUGGUGCGCCGUCCAACGCCGGUGGCCGCGGCGGUGUCCGAGCCCCUGCUCUCCCCCGGCGCUGCUCCGGUGACUCCGUGGCCGUAUCCGUCGAUCUACCCACCAGAUCCGGUGCUGGUGCCGGUGAGGUCAUCGCUGGCAGCUAGGUUUGAACUCGCCCAGGUCAGGCUGGCUGGCAGCGACGGCCUCGCGUUCUGCAGUGGAAGGGCCGAGAGUCGCUACAGCGGAACCCUAGCCUCAACCUCUAUCUCCCUCCGGCCACAGCUGUUCAGGUCAGCGUAUGGUAGAAUUGUUGACAUCGACCUGAAGGUCCCCCCAAGGCCACCUGGUUAUGCUUUUGUUGAGUUUGAAGAUCCUCGUGAUGCUGAGGAUGCAAUUGCUGGGCGGGAUGGAUACAACUUUGAUGGACACCGUCUAAGAGUGGAGGCUGCUCAUGGUGGUAGAGGUAAUACUUCCUCGUAUGAUCAUUCAAGUGGCUUUGGUGGUGGUGGUGGAGCACGUCGUGGUGUGCCGAGACACUCAGAGUAUCGUGGUAUGGAUCAUAUGCGGAAGGCUGGUGAUGUUUGUUUCUCUGAAGUGUAUCGCGAAGGCGGUGGCACCAAAGGAAUUGUGGACUACACAGAUUAUGAUGAUAUGAAAUAUGCUAUAAAGAAGCUGGAUGAUACUAAAUUCAGGAACGCCUUUGGGCGAGCCUAUAUAAGGGUGAAGGAAUAUGAUGCCAAACGUGGUCGCUCCUACUCACGUCGCCAAAGCCCAAGUCGUAGCUACAGCAAAAGCAGGAGCCCGAGCAAACCACCCAGGACUCGCCGUUCAGCAUCUAGGUCCCGGUUGAGGUCUGUUUGUUCCCGUUCAAGGUCUGCAUCAAAAGGACGUUCUCCGUCUAGAUCACCAGCAAGAUCCAAAUCUCCUAAUGCUUCUCCCGCAAAUGGUGAAGCAGCAAGCCCCAAGAAGCAGAGUCCAAGCAGGAGCCCAUCUGGCUCACGCUCUCCUGAUGUAAAAUGA
Messenger RNA from Miscanthus lutarioriparius, 1002 nucleotides. The record is from the annotation of a GenBank genome assembly. Lineage: Eukaryota; Viridiplantae; Streptophyta; Magnoliopsida; Poales; Poaceae.